This is a messenger RNA of Syzygium oleosum, 1792 nucleotides long. Its product is annotated as transcription factor AS1. NCBI's taxonomy places the organism in Eukaryota, Viridiplantae, Streptophyta, Magnoliopsida, Myrtales, Myrtaceae. The coding region runs from base 277 to 1347 and encodes 356 amino acids. The record is from RefSeq and is a predicted model, not a curated record. The transcript has 2 exons.
CUAGCUCUAGCUCUCGCUCGCUCGCUCGAUCGCUCUGAACGUUUUUCUCAGUCAUCGAGCGGAGCAUUACCCAGGCUGGUCUCUCUCUCUCUCUCUCUCUCUCUCUCUCUCUCUUCCUCCCUUUUUCUCUUCGCUUUCGUCGAAGUGAACGAGGACGCCGAGGUUGUCGUCCGAGAUGCGUCGGAGAAGAGCCGCUCUCCUGAUUACAUGAGACCGACCACCACACUAUGAAAGAUCUAAGUUUGAGGCAAUGGGAAGUGGUGUCUACACCUGGAAAUGAAGGAAAGACAGCGUUGGAGAGCUGAAGAGGACGCCUUGUUACGUGCAUAUGUAAAACAGUAUGGCCCACGGGAGUGGCACCUUGUUUCUCAGCGCAUGAGCACACCCCUUAACCGUGAUGCCAAGUCCUGCUUAGAGAGGUGGAAGAACUACCUGAAACCAGGUAUAAAGAAGGGAUCCCUCAGUGAGGAAGAACAGCGUCUUGUCAUCCAGCUGCAGGCGAAACACGGCAACAAAUGGAAGAAAAUUGCUGCUGAGAUCCCGGGCCGUACGGCUAAGAGAUUGGGGAAGUGGUGGGAGGUAUUUAAAGAGAAACAACAAAGGGAGCAAAAGGAGAACAAAGGUGCUUUACCAAUUGACGAGGGGAAAUACGAUCAUAUAUUAGAAAACUUCGCCGAGAAGCUAGUGAAGGAGCGAUCCACCCCAGCACUUCUCAUGGCCACGGCAAACGGCGGUUUCAUUCACACCGAUUCACCUGCUCUGGCUCCGGCUCUUCUACCUCCAUGGCUUUCGAAUUCUAAUAGCACCCCGACACUGAGGCCUCCUUCACCGUCAGUAACCCUAAGCCUCUCCCCUGCAACAGUUCCAGCAUCUCAACCCAUUCCGUGGCUGCAGGCAGAUAGAGGACUCGAUAGUGGUUCUAUCUCACUGAGCGGUUUGCCUAAUCAUGGUCCACUGCCUACUUCUGGAGAAAAUAUCUUAAUUUCUGAACUUGCCGAGUGCUGCAAGGAAUUGGAAGAAGGGCACCGUGCUUGGGCAGCACACAAGAAGGAAGCGACAUGGAGGUUGAAACGACUGGAGUUGCAGUUGGAGUCGGAGAAGGCGUGCAGGAGGAGGGAGCAAAUGGAAGAGAUAGAGGCGAAAAUCAACACUCUCAGGGAAGAGCAGAAAGCUUCUUUGGAUAAGAUUGAAACAGAAUACAGAGAGCAGCUGGCAGGAUUGAGGAAAGAUGCAGAAUCCAAGGAGCAGAAGCUGGCUGAACAGUGGGCAGCGAAGCAUGUGCAGCUCUCUAAGUUGGUCGAGCAAAUUGGGUUUAGACCCCGGAUUGCAGAUCAUAACAGGCAGUGAGAGCUGCCGUGAUCAGUAGCCCUUUAUAUACACGUUUCAUUCUUGUGCCAAUCAUGUUAUUCAAGUCUGCUUAUUAAAAUUCCGAAACUCCCUUUUCCUACCCGACAAACACCUACCUUUACGUAUAUCUCAAUAACAUUACAGAGCUUUUCAUCCUCAGCGAAGUCCUCUGAGACCUUCUGUAUGGAAAUAUACCGGGCAAACUGCCUUCAUAAGUAUUUACCACUUUGUUGUCCUCCUGGUCAGCAGCUUGGAUGGUUUAUCUACAUUGAGCAUUACCGUGGGAGACUUUGUUCCAGUCUUGCAGCAGAACAUAGAAUGAAGCUGAGAUGUGCACAUGUAACUGUUCAGGUAAAUCUUGUAGUAGCUCUGAAACUGAUUCCUGACAUUCUACAAUGGUCAAAGGAUUUGCUUCUUGGGUGUUAUUGCGGUUUCAGAUUCGUGA